CACCAGAUCUGGUGAUUUGUAGACCAAUCUGGUAAUAUGGUGAAAACUUUUUUGAAAAGACCUAUUUCUGGUGAUUUUUAGGACUGGCCUAUUUAUAAAUUUAAAUUUUUAUUCAAAAUAAAUCUACUGUUUGUCAAUAUUCAUAAAGUAUAUAAUUAUAUAAAGAUAAGUGAGUGUAGCGUUAUACUUUUCAAAAACUCCACUGCUAAUGCCGGGGAAUACCCGUGCAAAACGCGUGCUCCGUGGGGAAGUCCCGUAAUCGCUUUACUUAAGAAGGUUCCGUGGGCGCCGCCGGCAUUUUAUCUGGGCAGUAUUUACAGUAGUGUUUUUAUUGUUUUCACUUUCGCCUCUGUAGAGUUUUUUUUAUUGCAAAGUGUUGUUUCUGAUCAACUUAAAGAAUAACUGCGAAAUAUGGACAAAUUUGUAAUCAGGAAAAAACAAGAACCAGUUACUUGUCCAUGUCCACAUUCACCACAAGCAAGCACUAGCAACGUUGAUACAAAAGAACAAGAUGAAGCACAUGACUCUGACUCAGCUUCUGAUUCUGUGCUUGACGAUUGAAAUUCAGAUAAGUCUUCAACUUUAAUAAAGAAAAAGAAGUUAUACGAUCAUAAAUAUAAAGCCACAUGGGAGAAACAUGAAGAUUUUGGAAAAUGGAUCAAGCCGAGCUCUCAUGGUAUUCAUCAUUUUAAUUGUAAAAUAUGCAAUGAAGACUAUAUAGGUGGUGUAGCUGCUGUCAAAAAACAUAGUCUAUCAAAAAAACAUAUCGACGAAAUGAACGCAAUGCGUAGCCAAUGAAUUUUGUCAAAAAAAGUAUUUUCUAUUCUGUCUGAUAAAAUAAUUAAACAAAAUGAGAUUAGAAUUGCAUCAUUUAUUUCGGAGCAUAAUAUUGCUAUUAACGUGUCUGAUCAUUUGAACUUGUCAAAUCUAUUUGUUUAUCUGGCAUGGAGCUAG
Messenger RNA from Acanthoscelides obtectus, 954 nucleotides. Lineage: Eukaryota; Metazoa; Arthropoda; Insecta; Coleoptera; Chrysomelidae. The record is from the annotation of a GenBank genome assembly.